Molecule: messenger RNA, 971 nt
Organism: Effrenium voratum
Lineage: Eukaryota; Dinophyceae; Suessiales; Symbiodiniaceae
Source: the annotation of a GenBank genome assembly
AGAUUCGCAGGCUCUGACGGCGCAGCGCGCGCCGUGUGUCGCCCCGAGAGCGCCAUGGAUACCAAGCCUUCGGUGGGCUACCUGGGCAUGGGCAUCAUGGGCACCGCCAUGGCGGGCAGACUCAUUGAUGCCGGCUUCCCCGUCACCGUUUGGAACCGCUCCAAGGACAAGUGCGAGCCAAUGAGGGCGAAGGGUGCCAAGGUGGCGGAUACCCCGCAAGAGGUGGUGGAGACCUGCGACGUCACCUUCGCGUGCACCUCAGAUCCAACCUCCGCGCGGGCAGUGGUCUUCGGCCAGAACGGGGUCCUGGCAGGAAUCACUGCUGGCAAGAGAUACGUUGACCUGUCCACAGUCGAUGAGGAGUGCGUCCAGGAGAUUGCUGCAGCCAUCACAGCGAGCGGCGGCCGCUUUUUGGAGGCCCCCGUCAGCGGCUCCAAAGGCCCGGCCCUGAACGGCCAGCUGGUGAUUUUGUCCGCGGGAGAGGAGGCAUUGCAGAAGGAGGUCCAACCCAUGUUCGACGUGCUGGGCAAGAGGACCUUCUUCCUGGGCGAGGCGGGGGCCGGGGCGCGGAUGAAGCUGGUGGUCAACAUGGUGAUGGGGAUCAACAUGGUGGCGCUGUGCGAAGGCUUGGCUGUCGGACAGAAGGCCGGCCUUGCAGGCAAUGACAUCCUGGAGGUGAUCAAGGAGGGCGCGAUCGCCUCCCCGAUGUAUGGCCUCAAGGGGCCCAAGAUGCUGGAGGGGGACUUUGCGCCGAACUUCCCCUUGAAGCAUCAGCAGAAGGAUGUGAGGCUGGCGGUGGAUCUGGGGGACAAAGUGGGCCAGCCGAUGCCACUGGCUGCGGCAGCAAACGAGUCCUUCAAGGCGGCCCGAGCAAGUGGCAAGGGCGAUGAUGACUUCAGCGCGGUGUACGCCACCGUGAAGCAGCCCUGAGCGUCCGACACCUUCAGGUGACCUCUCGUGUCCUCGGGGGU